AUGCCCUGGCGAAAGCCAUGGAUCGAUCUAGCCGAGCCGGAAGCUAAAAAAGGAGGAGGAGGAGAGGGUCGACAGGAUCUGCAGCGCCGAGCGUACGAGGUAUGGAUCUCUGAAAUCAUGCUGCAGCAAACGCGCGUAGAGACUGUGCGCAAGUACUGGUUGGCAUGGAUGGACAAAUGGCCUACGAUUGAGGCACUUGCGCAUGCCUCGGUUGACGACGUGCUGAGUGCAUGGCGCGGUCUGGGUUACUAUGGCCGUGCUCGUCGGAUCCACGAAGCGGCUCAAAAGGUCAUGAAUGAUUCCGAACUACAAGGACAGUUGCCCGAAUACGCCUCUGAGCUGUCUAAGCAUAUCCCUGGAGUUGGGCCCUACACUGCUGGCGCUAUUUCCUCUAUCGUGUUUGGCCACGCUACUCCUAUCCUAGAUGGCAACAUAGCUCGCGUGUUAUGCCGACAAGCUGGACUGUACGCAGAUCCUCGUGCAAAAAGUACAACUGAUUUACAAUGGGAGCUCGCACGCAUGCUGGUGGAAGCAGUGUCGCCAGACCGGCCAAGUGGCGUACCAGGACGCUGGAACCAAGGCUUGAUGGAACUGGGAAGCACGCAUUGUACCCCCACGAACCCAGGCUGCGAAACAUGCCCUAUCCAGGCUACCUGCGCAGCCUACAUUGAAGGUCAAGUGUACGAAAAAAAAGGCACCUCUAGCGCACGAGCAGAAAGAGACAUCGAGGAUCUAUGUACAAUAUGCCAACCGCUACCUGACCCUGCAGAUGCUGGUGACGACGCCGACGACCCACCACCCUCCUCCCCCCCUCGUAAGAAAAAGCUGCAGCAAAUGACCCUAAUGGGGACUACUAUGAAGACAGCGGAACCCAAAAAGGCCAGGGCAAAAAUGGCAUCGGCCAUCAAAUAUGCACAACUGUUCCCAAUGCGCAUACCCAAGCAAGCGCCACGAACAGAGCAUCGGCUGGUAUGCAUCGUUCGAACGACAGGCAAAACACCUCGGUACCUUCUCGUGAAACGGCCCGAUCAAGGAUUGCUAGCAAGUCUAUGGGAAUUUCCAACAACGACGCUCAAUCAUGAUGAAGAUAAAGACGUAUCCGCCUUGGCUAACGCCUACAUACAGACCCUGGCAAUUCCGCCGCCAACAGCGGGCGAUUCACCCUACAUGACACUGCAAGUGAACAGAAUCCAGUCCCUUGGCACAGUGCGCCAUGAAUUCAGUCAUUUGCAUUGGCUCAUGUACGCUGUGCUUGUGGAUGUGACAUGUCAUGCAGCAUCGGGAGCAUCUGACAUCGACAUCAGUCGAUUGCAGUGGCAGACAACUGGCGGGGUAGAGGCUGCUUCGAUGGGCACAGGUCUGCGGCGGUGUUGGUCUCUGGUUCCUACUGAUGAGCCAUGUCAAUAG
Malassezia pachydermatis is the source of this 1407-nucleotide messenger RNA. Its product is annotated as a g-specific adenine glycosylase. Bases 1 to 1407 code for a protein of 468 amino acids. Gene Ontology annotation, cellular component: nucleus. The record is from RefSeq and is a predicted model, not a curated record. Gene Ontology annotation, biological process: base-excision repair; mismatch repair. Lineage: Eukaryota; Fungi; Basidiomycota; Malasseziomycetes; Malasseziales; Malasseziaceae. Gene Ontology annotation, molecular function: 4 iron, 4 sulfur cluster binding; 8-oxo-7,8-dihydroguanine DNA N-glycosylase activity; adenine/guanine mispair binding. The transcript has a single exon.